CGCAGACGCAAAAUUAUUGAGAUUUUAUAACGUAGCGAAGAGAUAACGGAAGAGGAGGACGGUGCAACAUAAGUUUUGUUACGGCUGACCGUACGGGUGUCAUGCACUGACAUAACGGUGGAGUGCAGGGGACGGGUCAAAACAACAACAACGUGAGAAGCGAUCCGCUACCGCGAGGAACUGCGUACUUCCGAAAAUCCCGCGCUCAGAACAGUUAUCGGUGGCAGUAGUAGCAGUGGCACUACUACCACCGGGUGAACACGAUAACUACUAUUUUAUCAGCGGUUUGCUUUCAGUAGUGGCGCAGCAAUUCUCUCGGUUCUUGAUCAUACGAUCGCCAUGCAACACGGUGGUCGACGUCCCACCAGCAGUUCGUUGUGUUGCAGCAGUCGGUGUUUUAAUUAUCCUAACGUCGUUUUCCGAACGUCAUCUUCGCAAGUGUUGUCGUGUGCUUAGCUAAAAAUGAGUGCACGCUGCGAUUCCAAAACCACAUUCGAGUGGGACAACUAACAGUUCAAAAAUAUAUUUUUCAAUAAAUUAUCUAUUUAUUUAUUCCAGUACGACAACCGCAACGGAUGUGUUGCCGUUCGAAUCAGUUUUUUACGACUAGUGAUUAAACAUUUUUUCCAUUAUAUUAUUUUGUUGACUUCGUGUUAUCGAGUGGAUCGUCUCCUCAUGCUGCCGGUUGCCCGCCACACCGGACGUCGCCAUUGAUAACUGUGUUGCGUUUGUUAUUAUUGUUGUCGGUACCAGGUUUUCGUACGCGCGCUUUCUACGGAUACUUAUCACUCGAUCGCCCCGUUACACACAUGUAUGAGAUACGAUAGGCUGUAAGACUAACGUCCGAUCAAAUAAACCUUGCUGCCCUAUUCUCUGUUAACAUUGAACUAUGAUGGAUACCAAAAAAGAUUUCGAGUUUGAAGAAUUGAUUAUGUGUGGUUGUUGUAAGCAAAAAUUUAAUGAUAAUGAAUUAGUGCCAAAAGAACUGAGUUGUAAACAUUGUUUCUGUUUACGAUGUAUAAAGACUACAAUGCUUAAGGGUUUAGAAGUAUAUUGUAUUAAUUGCUGGAAACGAACUGAAUUAGAUGAGCAAUCUCCUGAAACACUAAGAACACAGAAUUCUAUUCUAAGUUUAAUUAGACAUCUUGCACAUGUAAAAAUAAAUAAAGUCUCAGAUAAAGAACGAAAGGGAGAAAAUUGUCAUACUCAUGGAAUGCCAUUUUCAUUUUGGUGUUAUGAUUGUCAACAAUUAUUAUGCCGAGCUUGCGGAACACUAUCAGAACACAUUGGUCAUUCGAUAAAAUCUAGUAAUGAUGCACGUGAUCAUCUUAUUAGCGAGGUUCAAGUUGAAACCAUUGCUAUAGCUAAAUUGAUGAGUGAAAUACAAAAUUUAUUUGGGCACAAACGGCAAUUUCUUUUAAGAGUUCUGGAUGCUUGUAAUACGUUGAAGACUCAAAUUGAACUGGAAUUGAACACGGGAUGGACACAGAAUACUAAUGAUUUACUUCAAACUAAUGAAGCUCUUAACAGUAUUAAACCCUCAAAUCUACGUACUGACGAUUUAUAUGAUUUACAAUUAUAUUUAAACAGACUAGAACAAGUUAAACAGCAAGUUCAAAAUAAAUAUUCUGAACAGAUGGCACACGGUCAACUUGAGGAUAUAAUAUCUUCAUCAACUUUAUUGGAUUUCAAUAUGAUAAAACAAUCCUUGUCAUCAAUUCCAAGUAUACCUUUUGAAUCAUACAAAUCAAUGGAGUCUGGAAAUCACAAUGCUCAUAUUUUUUUUUUAGCCAACUACUGUAUGGCGCAAUUAUUUACUCGUUAUUUAGUUCCUAAACAUGUAUCACAAAUAUUAAAUGGUCAAGAUUAUACAAGACAUUCUCCUGGAAAUUCUUCAAAUCAAUAUACAUCAAUGCUCUCAUCAACUACAUCUAGUGAGCCUGUAUUAAUAACAUCUCAAAAUAGUCCUCCACAAGCAAUUAUAAAUAAUGUCCCUUUACUUCGAAGUCUUAAUACAUUCCCAAUGUUUUAUUUUAAUGUUGAAGUAAAUGGAAGUGUCUUUGGUCGACUAGUUAUUGAAACUCGACCAGAUAUAGCACCAAAAAUGUCAAAAAAUUUUGAAGUGUUGACAGUAGGCGAUGCAAAUGGUUUUUCCUAUAAAGGUUGCUCUAUAUUUCAAUGCUGGGAAGGAGAAUCUGUGAUAACUGGAGACUUUGAAUUAAAUAAUGGUAGAGGUGGAAAAUCUAUAUAUGAAGAAAAUUAUUUCAUGCCCGAUGACACCAAAUUUCCUGCUGUAAGAGGAGCAGUAGGAAUGCGACGUACUCAAAAACGACAUGACAAUAUGGGAAUGGUUGGAUCACAAUUUCGAAUUAUUUUACAAGAAAUGAGAGGUUUUACUGCCAUAUUUGGUCAUGUAGUUGAAGGCAUUGAUCUUGUAGAAAAAAUGGCUUCAUUUGGUGAUCAAACUGGAAAACCGUCCAAGACAUUUGUCAUAUCUAGUUGUGGUAAAGUAUGAUUGCCCUUUUUUUACUAUUAUAUAAAUAAUCAUAAACUAAUCAGUCAAGUAGUUUAUAGUACUGAGUGCAUGUUAUAUUUUGGUAGAACUCCAUAGUUAAACAUUUGUAUGAAUAUUUUGAUUUUCUAUUUCAUUUUGGUAAUUAAAGUGUUUCAUAAUAAAAAAAUAAAAAUAAGUUCCAAAAAUAUCAUUAAUUAAAAAAUAACACGCAGUACUUUAAAUUUAAAUUUUACUUAGACAUGAUUAAUGUAAGUACAUAUAUAUCAAUAAUAUAUUUAUGCAAGACAAUAGUAUUUUUUGGUCAUUAAUGUUUUCGUUAUGUUGUUAUUUCACUGGUAAUAUUUAUAGCAUUUAAAACCAUUUUUUAUAUAUUAAUUUGUCAAGAUUGACUUAUACCUAUUAUAUAUUAUUGUUAUAAUUAAAAAGAGAUAAUAAGAAUGGUAUGUAAAUCCCAUCGGUAAUUCUAUUUAUUGUAAUUUAUAAAUAAUGUAUCAUCACAAUUAUGACACUUAAUUGCUUUAGAUAACGGUUAUUUAAUUUUUAAAUAUCAAUGGCGAGUUUAAAAAUAUGAACAUGUAAAAAAAUUUUCAUUGUCAAAAGAUGAUUAUUUUUAUAAGUUAAGUUUAAUGGUCUCAUGAAUUUUUAUUAAUGUUAAUGUAAAAAAAAGAAAUGAAAAAUUAUAAGAUUGUUAAAUUUUUUUUCUGUUUUUGAAUUAUUCAUAAUGGAAAAAGCUAUUUAAUUUUUCUUU
Molecule: messenger RNA, 3263 nt
Organism: Daktulosphaira vitifoliae (grape phylloxera)
Lineage: Eukaryota; Metazoa; Arthropoda; Insecta; Hemiptera; Phylloxeridae
Exons: 4
Coding region: 890-2515 (541 amino acids)
Biological process (GO): protein peptidyl-prolyl isomerization
Molecular function (GO): zinc ion binding; peptidyl-prolyl cis-trans isomerase activity
Source: RefSeq, a predicted model, not a curated record